Ictalurus punctatus (channel catfish) is the source of this 5991-nucleotide messenger RNA. RefSeq names its product interleukin-1 receptor-like 2. Gene Ontology annotation, biological process: signal transduction. The transcript has 11 exons. NCBI's taxonomy places the organism in Eukaryota, Metazoa, Chordata, Actinopteri, Siluriformes, Ictaluridae. The coding region runs from base 477 to 2234 and encodes 585 amino acids. Gene Ontology annotation, molecular function: interleukin-1 receptor activity. The record is from RefSeq and is a predicted model, not a curated record.
AAAAAAUAAUAAUAAUAAUAAUAAAUAAACAUGAUUGCAUUCAAGAGCUGACAAUAUUUUACUAAAAAAAAAAUAAUAAAAAAUAAUAAUAAUUAAAAAAAAGCUUUAAUUUUCAAGAAAGUGCGUGCAGUGAAAGUGCUGAUUAUUUGGUGAUUGAAUCCCUUGACACUGAGAAGCAGAAAUAGCGUGGCCCAGCCCGGACCAUUGCGCAAGAUGAGGAGGAGAAGCUCCCAGCCCCGGAGAGGAAAUUGCAACAUCCAGUUUCUCAAAUGUUCCUGUGAGUAUGGAGAAGUUCUGACUGCGUGUCGGCGAGAUGACUUCCACUGGAAACAGAGAGUUUAAAUCUUCUCCAGGCUGUGCUCAUGGACGAGUUACUGCUCCUGUAACCGAAAGACGCUCACACAGUUUGGAAAGUUUCUCUCUGUUGAAACCGUGGAACGGAACCUAUCGGGAGAAACCCCUGGAAUAAUAGAGACAUGGCUGUGGGAUUUAUUGCUCUGCUGACUUUGGCAUGGACCAUCAGUGUUGGUGCGGCAUCAGAGAAUGAAACAGAAGGCCUGGAUUUAUGUAUAGACCACGGCGUACUGUUUGACCGUGUGUUUGCAGUCCCACAUGAGGCAGCGUUAUUAGACUGUGAAUUGGUGAAGGAGUAUUUCUUCAAUUAUUUAAACAUCCCUUAUAACGUGACGUGGUAUGACCAGAGGACUGGCCAGGAGUUCUCAGGACAGGAGAACCAUGUUGUACUACGUGGGGCUUCGCUGUUGUUCCUCAACAUCACCAUGAAACACCAGGGCCAUUACUUAUGUAUUGUCAGAACUCCAGAGCAGUGCUACAAGCAGGUGAGGGUUCUUCUGGUGGAAGAGAUGGUGUUUGGAGCAUGUCGCCGUCCUCAGGCAGCACUGCAGCAAAUGCAGAGUCACGUGAACGACAACCUGAGGUGUCCUUUAAGUGACUACACCGGAAUAGUGGACAGCUACUCCAUACGCUGGUACAAGGACUGUGAGCUUCUUCAGGAAGGGUCCAGGUUUCAUGAGAAUGAGCUCAUGCUCCACGUCCGCCAAGUUUCUCCCAACGAUGCUGGAUUUUAUACCUGCAGGAUGACCUUUAACCUCAGUGGAAUCAUUGGAGUAGUUGCAGAGACCAUUGAGUGUGGCAUAACCGAGAAGAGAUCAAAAAGACCUCAAAUGCUCGAGCCCACUGAUGACACCAUGAAAGUAUAUCCAGGUUCUCCGGUUAACAAGACAUGUCGUGUGUUUGUACCUGUCAAAGGGGUUCAUAUGACGGUGGUAGUCUGGGUGUUUAAGGGCACGUACGUCUCCCCAAACACCUCCGAACGCAUCUACCAGGGACCUCAAAUGGAGCUCCAGGAGGCUGAGGGUUGGUGGGUGGAGCGCAGCUUGUUGGUGUCUCAGGCUCUUCCAGAUGAUUUGAACUUGAACUUCACCUGCAUGGCCUUAAGCCACAGAGGAAGUGCCACUGGCUACUUUAUACUUCAGCCUGCAGAUCCUAAUCUCCUCUUGCCGAUUGGACUUCUGGCCACCACAAUCGCACUUCUUUUCAUCUUGGGACUUCUUUUGUAUAGCGUGUUUAAGGUGGAGCUUGCUCUGCUCUUCCGGACCCUGUUUCCUUUCUUUUAUGCAAGCACGGAUGGUGACGGGAAGCUGUAUGACGCCUAUGUGCUAUAUCCCCGAAUUCAAGGGGACACUUUAAGUGAAGCUGUUGAGGCUUUCGCUGUAAAGACACUGCCUCAAGUUCUGGAGGGACGCUAUGGGUACCGGCUCUUCAUCUUUGGUCGGGACAGUCUACCUGGACAAGCUAUGGCAGACAUGGUGGAGGAGACGAUGAAUCUCUGUCGUCGACUGUUGCUGCUAUACACCAGCUCGUCUUUAAGCAGAGCAGAGGGUUCGUCAUGGUUCGAGCAGCAGGCAGGCCUCCACCGUGCCUUACUGGAUGACUCACUCUCUGUGAUGCUGCUGGAGAUGGAGAAGCUCAGCGAUCCCUCCAUCCUCCCCGAAUCACUGCGUCUCUUGCUUGAUAAGCAGGGGGCACUACAGGCCUGGGAGAAGAGGAGGAGGUGGAGGUGCAGAAGGUUGGAGGAAGAUGGAGAAGACGAUGAAACAUCUCUCUCUUCGUUUACUUUGUCCGCUCGCUUCUGGAGGAAAGUGCGCUACUACAUGCCGGUGAGAGGCAAAGCCAAAAGUUAUCAAAAGAGAAAGUUGCUCCUGAACUUGUGAAUUGGGACUUGACCCGUGAAUUGUUGGUGCUAAGUUUCAACAAGAAACUGAGCUUGGGUAUGAGUGUGGUUAAAGUGUGCACUCGAAGGAUGGAGUGCUCACAGUACCUCAGUGUACUCUGACUGAAGGAACAGUGAGAUCACUCGCAAAUAAUAUUUGCCUGAUGAAAAAGCCUUGAAUAGGAAAGGAUGAAAGAACACAUAGAAUCUUUUGCUUUAAUCCUGGGUUCAUUUGUGAACUUUAGCCACACCUUCUGAUGAACCUUGGAAGCACAAGUGGCUGAGGUUUCUUAUUUAAAUGAAUCUUGCAGGAUUGCAAAUGAAACAAAUGUACAAACUGCUAAUUAUGAAGUAGCACAAUCAUCCCACACUCAUAUUUUUAUGCCACUUGUUGCACAUAUUUGCAAAAAUCCAAUUCAGCUUGCUAGCUGAUGUUAGCAGUCUUUUUGCUCCACUCUGGUGAGGAGAAUAGGUCUAGCAAAUGUCUGGUGUGAUUCCUUGAGUGUUAUGUUAACAUUUAAAAAGUUCUGUUAGCAGUAUUAGUUGGAUGAAUUCUGUAUAUGAUCAUACUGAUUUGUGGCACUGGCAAUUUGACAUAAGGUGAAGCACCUCACAAAUUUUUAAGCAAAUCUUUGAAGAGUCAUCAGAAGUAAAUGGCGCCUUUAAAACUUUUCUACUAAUCAGUUAAAGCAGUUCUACAAAGCGCUUUAAACUGUUUCUCAUUCAACCAUUCACACACACAUGCAAGGCAAUAGCUUGCCAUUGCGAGCAACCUUGGGGGAAAGUGUCUUGCCCAAGGACACUAGGACACUUUGGCAUGUGGAGACAUAAUGGCCAGGGAUCGAACCACCAACCCUCUGUUUUGACUCACUGUGUGUCACUGUGUGUAUUAUUACACUGUGUGUAAAUAUUCUCAGGGAGAUGUGAAGAACUGAUGGAGUAAAAAAAGCACCAUACACAUAAAGAACAUAUAGUACAUUUAUUAAGUACAAUUAAAUGCUCAUGUGCAUAAGUGGAUAGAAGUCCCACAUGAGUCCACAUCUGUAGCUGUGAUGUUUUGUAAAGUUUGGUACAUGCUGUUUGCUGCAUUGUUUUUUGAAAGGGUACUUAGAGACCUGAUCGUGUUUCACAGAUGCAGGUUUGGAUAAAUGGUCUGCACUUAUAUAGUACUUUUUUAACCUUAACAGUUCCAAAGUGCUUUACACUGGUUCUUAUUCACCCAUUCAAACACACACUAAUGGUAGUAGUGCUGCCAUGCAAGGGGCUAACUUGCCAUCAGGAGCAACUUGGGGUUCAGUGUCUUGCCCAAGGACACUUCAGCAUGUGGAGUAACAUGGGCCGGGAAUCGAACUGCCAGCUCUACGAUUAGUGGACAACCCGCUCUACCACCUGAGCCACAGCCGCCCCAUUAACAAGUCCACAUGUCCAUAUCAAAGUGCACACGUGAUUUUAUGCUUUCUGAACAGGAGGUUCAGGAAAGAGGGAGAUACAGAGAGAUACAGGGAGUAAAGACACCCCAUGGAAAUUGCUUUUUUAUUUAUUUAUUUUUUAUUUUUUUUUACAUAUUUGGACAAGCAAACAUUUGAUCCUCUUUGAAAUGGUGCCUAUUAAUACAGUUGAUACACUAUCAAAUGACACAUAAAAUUGACAUUUUGCUGUAAUUUUCACAAUUUAAAUGAACAAAAACAAACCAGUCACAUGUAAAAAAGUCAGUACACCCCUACAUUUAUCACACCUUCAAAUUAAUCAAAUUAGAAUCAAGUGUUCAAGAUCGGGAGCCAGUGUUUAGAACCUGCUUAGGGAGUGCAGGUGGAACUGGUCUUUUUAUACCCCUCUCAUAUCUAGUGUCUGGUGUUCCCUUUGCUAUUGAGCUGUGUGGUGUCAUCAUGAUAAGAUCUAAAGAGUUCUGUAAGGCCUUCAGAAAAAAGGUUGUGGAGUCUUUCAAGGGAUUUAAAAAGAUCUCCAAAUUAUUUAAAAUACAUCUGCCAAUUUAUCCAGGACAGGCUGUCCCAGCAAAUUCAGCCCAAGAGCUGACUGUCUGAUGUAAAAAGAAGUCUCCAAGAACCCCACAAUUUCAUCACAGGAUCUGCUAGUAAGUCUUACAACAAAAAGAGAUUACACAAAUUUGACCUGCAUGGGAGGCGGGCCAGGAAAAAGCCUUUGCAAGACUACAGUUUGCCAAUGAGCAUAUUGGUAAAGACCAGGCCUUUGAGAAUAACAGACCAAUCAAAGAUAGAGUUGUUUGGCCACAGUAACAGCAAAUAUGUUUGGCAUAAACCAAACACAGCUUUUCAGGAGAAGCACCUCAUACCAACUGUGAAGCACGGUGGUGGAAACGUUAUGGUUUGGGGUUCCUCGCUGUUUCAGGGACUGGACAACUUGCAUUCAUUGAUUCAACUAUGAAUUCUGCAUCAUAUCAAAGAGUGCUUGAAGAUAAUGUGAGGACAUCUGUCCGAAAGUUGAAGUUGAACCGAAAGCGAACCUUUCAACAGGAUAAUGAUCCUAACCACACUUGCAAAUCCACCAAAGAAUGGCUCAAAAAGAAGAAAUGGAGGGUUAUGGAAUGGCCUAGUCAAAGCCCGAAUUUGAAUCCCAUUGAAAUGUUGUGAGGGGAUUUGAAACAGGCAGUACAUGUUUAAACAAAGCUUUUUCCACAGAGGAAUAUCACAUAUAUUGAUAUUUCCGUUGAAUAAAUUAUUAUAAACACUAAUUUUCCUUGUGGUUUUGUUCAAGUAUAUCAAGAUGAUCAAAUGUUUGCAUAUCCAAAAAUGUCAAAAAAGCCAACAAUUUCCAUGGGGUGUAAUUAUUCUUUCACAUGACUAUAGCUUUUAAGCUACAUAUAACUUCUAUGUAAAUUGUGUCACUGAAAUGCUUUUCAUGCAUUUAUAUUUAAAUAAAGCCACUAGCAGCACAUUACGCUAAAAACAACCGAAUUAAGAUGUCAAACAAUCUACAUAUUACUUAGUAUGCACAAAUUGCAGAUUGUAAAAAUGAAAAGCAAACAUAAUCUUAAUGUUAGGUAAGUAAAAAUGAUCAAAAAUGUUUGCUUUUGCUUUUAAAUGAUAAAGCAGUAAUAGGGAGGCAUCAAGUACAAAUGUCUAACAACAAAACAGGAAACUGAAAACAUUCACUAAAGCAGAAUAAAAAAAAUUCACAGAAAACAACUCACAACAAAACGUCAUUGAAUAAUUGAUUUGUGUACAUAUUUGUUUGUAGUUGUAUAUAAGGUGAAAUAAAUGAUACUGUUCUUUGAUUUAGUUGACGGGAUUUGAAAGUGUGCUCAUGGCAUCUGUUUUUUUUUUUUUUAAAAAAAAGCAAUAGGGCUACUGGGUAUGCUUAAUAUCUGACAGAAUGAUGCACUUGUUUCUUUAACAGAAAAUCAUCUAAACUGUAGAUUAUAAGGAAGUAUGAGACGUGUAGCUUUUCUUUAUUUACGCUGGAUUGCUGUGCUGUAAUAAUGUACUGCUAGUAGCACUAAUUAAAAAACAAAAACAAACAAACAAACAAACAAAAAACCCUUGUACUAUAGUGUACUAAAGAGCACAGGUGUACACUUUGACUUUGAGAGAAUGGGAAUGGUGUGACUGUAUCCUGCAAAUAAAGUUUCCAUGUAACACUUUGCUAAAUAUACUUUGGCUGUUGUAUUGUUGAUUUUGCAGUACUAUUGUAUAUUAAAACAUAUACUGCAUUUAUGUUGGUUUUACCAUGUGACCCAGUGUGCCUGUGCUUCAGUAAAUCUAAGCUUGUCCUCUUUGUUA